Molecule: messenger RNA, 2063 nt
Organism: Helicoverpa armigera (cotton bollworm)
Lineage: Eukaryota; Metazoa; Arthropoda; Insecta; Lepidoptera; Noctuidae
Product: heme transporter hrg1-B
Exons: 3
Coding region: 142-597 (151 amino acids)
Biological process (GO): heme transport
Cellular component (GO): plasma membrane; lysosomal membrane
Molecular function (GO): heme transmembrane transporter activity; heme binding
Source: RefSeq, a predicted model, not a curated record
UUUUUUGACAGGUGACUGACAAUACUGAAAUCACAGUUUUACAGCUGUAUUCGUAAAUAAAUGUAACGUUACUGCGAUCUCUUUGUUUCCAAAACGAAAAUAUUAUUUGGUAAUCGAAGUCGUCUGGAGCUUUCAAUAAAUAUGCUGCGUGUUAAAAUUCAUAUAGCACUAAGUGCUAUAGGAGCCUUUCUAGGCUUGUCUGCGUUUAUAUGUUUCUGCAUUGUUUAUGCAAACAUAGAAGCCGGAAUGUGGGCGCUGCUAUCUGGUAUCCAUGCAUCUCUAGCCCUGAUGCUACAUUGCCACUACCUGAAAGAGUCACUGCACGUCAACUUCUCAAGAAAGGCAUUACAAUACAUUGGAGACUUUGGUAUUGUAGGGUUCGUCUCUGGAAGUGCUUUGACACUCUUCUAUCUGUUCCUGGAGAUCUAUUACAAAGCUGAUGUUAUGCCAAUAAAGACCAGCAUUAUCAUUCGUCUCGUCUGGUCUUUCAUGAUGAUGAAGUGGGGUCUCAUGCUGUACCUCGUCACCAAGAAGUAUCUGAGGACCUACAACGACCACCAGCUCUUCUCCGAAAACCCUAACAUUGAGGAGACGUAAUUAUCUCAUUGAUUGUUAGCAAAUUGCUUCAGUCUAAGUGGUUUUGUUUAAUUUCGGAAAUAUCAAAAUUGAAGCUUUAAGAUAAGGUCACAAAGGGAUAAAGCUUGGGUCAAUAUUGCUGUGAAUAUUACUUAUUUGCAACAUAGCAAUGUAAGACCUAUUGUCUUUUGAAUAAAACCUAUUGUCCAGUUUUUACCUUUUGUCAGUGAAAACCUGAUACAGCAAGACGGAGCACCGGCUGGUAACGAAGACGGUGAAACUACAUGGACGGUAUAAUGACGACUACAUUCCUAUGAUAAUUAUAUAAAAAUUAUAUUUGUAUUAACUCGGGCGACGAUUUUUUCCAAAUUAUACCACUGACACCAGAGAAUACGUUACCAUAGCCCGAUUGCAAUUUUUCGAUUUCAACUGAUUUCGUCAGCGAUACCCGCUGGAUCUUAUUAAUUGUCAUCCUCAAUUUUAUUUCAGUUUUUGCUUUACACAUACCUAUACUUUCUGUAAUUCUGAAGUUUCAAAUUACGCAUAAAUAUGUAAAUAGAUUAGAUUAUUCCUGUUAUUCUUCUUUUUCAUAUAGUAAAAUGUCUAGGUAAAAGUCCUCGUAUCCCUUGUAUCGUUAACAUAAAAAUAAUUAAAAGAUCUUCGUUUGGUAGCUAUUUAGACUUUAAGACAUAUCAAAAUUAAAAAGGUGUUUUUUCUUGAGUCACAAAGCUUUAUGUUAUUAUUUUAUUUUAAUAUUUUUUAUUUAUAUAAUCGAAAGCCAACAAAACCACUUAGAUAUUAUUUACGUAUGAAUCUACGAGUUAUAACAAUUUAUAUACUUUUGUGAUACCUGAGUGACCUUUAUUGACUGAAUUAUAAAAACAUUGUCGAAUUUAGGCCAAUAUUUGACUGAAAUUUUCUAUGUAUUUAUGGAUAUUUUUCUGUUAUAUUUUAAUUUACAAGUCAUGCGAAUAGAAAAUAAUUACUACUACUUAUCUAUUUUUAUCCUUUACGUAUAUCUAAUUUUAUACUUUUUCUUAUCUGACCCAUAUUAUGCCUCUCUCUAUACAUAUCUAUUUCUUAGUUUAUUUCUUCAUUUCUUGAUACAUCUUAAUGAGGUACUUACUUACUUUACUAAUAAUCUAAUAAAAAUAGCAGAAUUAAAUUGUAUACUUCGUAAAUUAAUUGAAUUGUAGGACAAGUUACUGUGCGUUUAAUAUCAACUUGUUUGUUCAUUUAGUGUAGUAAAACCUUCCUGUAAAAAACAGUAAGAAAUUAUUGUAGUGCUAAUUCAAAAUUAAUGUUAAAUUUUUGGGUAUAAAUAAAAUAAAUAUUAUGUUAUCGUUAUAUUUAUUACAAACAGUUAAUUACAUGUAGUUAAGACAUCUUCCUAGUGUUUUAUUAAGUUAUAUUUGUAACUGUGUCUAUGCUAUUAAAUGAUUAUUGUCAACUGUAGUUAAGAAAUAAAUAAAGUGUUUUUUAUAAAA